UAAAAGGCAGAGCCGGCAGCAGCCCUGAAGCACUCGCUCUCCUCUCGAACAAGCUGCGGGGGAAGUCGAGAAGGGUUAAAGGAGGCAGGCAGAGGAAGCAACACCCAUUCACAAAGCGAACUCAAGCCGCAGAAGAGCAGGAGCGCAGCACACACCUGCGAAAACUUUUUCUUCUUCCUCCGAACUGGUGUAGCUUUUUGGCAAAAGUCCACUCGCCGCUCUUGCCUCUUUUGAUCUCAACUCGUGGCUGAAAUCCGCCUGGAGAAAAGAUCUGCCCGUCGCUUUCCACCUGUUGAUUUGAAACCCUCCCUGGAUCCUUCUUCCACCUCGUGCCAAGCGGCGGCGGCGGCAGCAGCAGGAGCGCAUCUCUUGACCGAACCGCACCAGCCAGCUAUGAGCUCCGAGCAUUUGGUGUACGACGUGGAGAAAGGGAGCAACGUGGUGGUGGUGCGCGAAAAGCCGCAGAAAGAGAGCCACUGGAAAUGCCUCAGCAUCUGCUCCCUCCUGCUGCUGCUGGGCGCCACGUUCGUCUUUGCGCUUUUGCAGUUUGGCGCUUUCAAGCAGUCUGAGUCCCAGGACUCUAAGGAAAAGGGAAGCCCAUUUUCUGGAGGGUUGCCGCAGACAAUGAAAGUGCAAGCCCUGAUGUCCAGGAAACCAGCUGCCCAUGCCCUAGCUUCCCGAGCUCACGGCCAGCAACUGUUCUGGACCACAGACGUGGCGCCCUCCAUACUUGAGAACGGCAUGCAGCUGGACAAAAAUGACAACUCCCUCGUGGUGCCUUCGACCGGACUCUACUUUGUCUACUCUCAGGUCAUGUUCCAUAGCGACACCUGCCCGGAAUCCCCCCUGCUACUCAGCCACACCAUCUCGUGGUUUUCCUCGCAGUUCAACAAGAACGUGGAAUUGCUGAAGUCCAUCAAGUCCGCUUGUGAGGCCGGAAGAAGCGCCCAGGGCCAAAAGAGUUUGUGGUUCGAAUCCAUUUACCAGGGGGCUGUCUUCAGGUUGAACAAAGGGGACCGCCUGUGGUCCAAAACCGAAUCUCCUCAGUAUCUGGACUUUGCCCAACAGGGACAGAUCUAUUUUGGGAUCGUUGCCAUGGAGUAAAAAAAAAAAGAAAAAAGACUCUCCUGCUGUGCCAUAGUUACAACUCACUUGCUCCUCCUACUCCGCCAUUCAAAAUACAAAUUUGAGGAUGAGGAACAAGAGACUAAACCCUGAAUCAGCACCCCAGUGAAGGAGGUUACUUCUGCUCUGGGAAGAUAGGACACAGUGUUACUUAUGUUGUUGUUGUUUAUUUUUAAUCAACCCUAUUUAUUUAUUUUUAUUUAUUUAUUUAUAUAGCCAGUGGGCGUGUGGUUGGAAGUCUGAAAGGAUGUGGGAUGCGUGCUUCUUUUGUCACACCAAUUCAGGAAAAAAAGAUGAAAUAUAGAUAACCCAGCAGAAACAAGAGUGUGGGGUUGUGAGUGUGCUUGUGUGUGUGUAUGAGAGAGGGAGGGAGGCAGAGAGAAGUGGUUCUGUGAGCUAUAAGUGAAUACCAAAAAUAAGGGGAAUUGUGCUCCUUUGAACCCAGCUCCAGAAACUCAGAUCAGCUGUAUAUAUAUACUAUGUAUAUCUGUUAAUAAUUAAAUAUACCGGUGUAAUUAUGUAUGUUACAUGGACUGCUCCUGAAUUUUGGGGGAGGAUGGCCCUGCGGGCAACGUCCUCUCCCAGUUUACCGAGAAAGAGAGGAUAAAAAUUCUCUUUGUUGGUAAUGUUUACAUCAAAGAUGUAAUCUGACACAAGAGUACCUGAGCUGUUAUGAUUUUGCUCACUCUCGUGGCACAUAGUGUAUUUCAUGUUGAAAUCCUGCAUGUGUUGCCACAAAAGCGGUGAUUUCAAAAGGGAAAUAAUACCUUGUGACGUGAUUUUUUAAAAAACAAUGUUGCUUAUUUAUUUAUUUAUGUGGAUAUUUAUUUUGCUGUAUUCUCCUUUUUUGCACAUUGCGGAGAAACUGCAACUGUUAUUAUAAGUUGGUUGUGUAACCUUUAAAUGAGUCCAAGAAAUAAA
Podarcis raffonei (Aeolian wall lizard) is the source of this 2046-nucleotide messenger RNA. It is a transcript of the gene TNF, whose product is annotated as tumor necrosis factor. NCBI's taxonomy places the organism in Eukaryota, Metazoa, Chordata, Lepidosauria, Squamata, Lacertidae. The record is from RefSeq and is a predicted model, not a curated record. The transcript is spliced from 4 exons. Gene Ontology annotation, biological process: tumor necrosis factor-mediated signaling pathway; positive regulation of transcription by RNA polymerase II; extrinsic apoptotic signaling pathway via death domain receptors. Gene Ontology annotation, cellular component: cell surface; membrane. The coding region runs from base 394 to 1104 and encodes 236 amino acids. Gene Ontology annotation, molecular function: CD40 receptor binding; tumor necrosis factor receptor binding; cytokine activity.